This is a messenger RNA of Mercenaria mercenaria, 2701 nucleotides long. Its product is annotated as vesicular glutamate transporter 3-like. The coding region runs from base 193 to 1638 and encodes 481 amino acids. The record is from RefSeq and is a predicted model, not a curated record. Gene Ontology annotation, biological process: regulation of synapse structure or activity; transmembrane transport; synaptic transmission, glutamatergic. The transcript is spliced from 13 exons. NCBI's taxonomy places the organism in Eukaryota, Metazoa, Mollusca, Bivalvia, Venerida, Veneridae. Gene Ontology annotation, cellular component: synaptic vesicle membrane; excitatory synapse. Gene Ontology annotation, molecular function: L-glutamate transmembrane transporter activity; neurotransmitter transmembrane transporter activity.
CAAGAAGUGUGCAGUGAUUUUGCAUGAGUCAACCUUUUCCUUGUAUCAAGUGUCUACUUUCCUUCUUGAAGUAGAAAAUGAAAGUUAACUAACUACAUCUCAGUCAGUAGGCUAUCUGUGAUAAAAAGGAUGUUAAAAUACAAAUUUUGAUUUGAAAUAAAACUUAACUAGAAUAACUUUGGCAACAGAAAAAUGGGUUGUGCGUGUGGCAGACGACACUUGGUUGUGUUCAUGACGUUUCUAGGAAUGUUGAUAUCCAUCGGAUCCAGAGAAGUAUUUACGAUGGUAGUGACGCACUUGCUGGGGCUGGACGAGGCUAAAGGCGGGAUAAUAAAAUUAAAGUGUUGUAAUAACAGUUACACAAACUUUCACCAAAACUGGCCAUCGGAAAACAGGAUCCUGUUCCAGACGUAUUAUUUCGUUGGGACCAUUUUCACACAGGUACCAGGUGGAAUUCUGGCGGCAAGAUUUUCACCGAGACGCGUCUGCGGCGUUGCGGUAUUUCUGACAAGUGUUCUUACCAUUGCCAUCCGGUUUGCGCUACAGUACCAGUCCUGGCUUGUGUCCCUCAUUCGGAUACUUCAGGGUAUUAUAGAAGGCGCUAUCGUACCUUCCUUCAAUGGUAUUAUUGCUGCCUGGGCUCCAAAAUCGGAGAAAAGUGUCCUUGUUACGAUCUCAUACUCCGGGGCAUAUCUGAGUGCAGCGGUGGCCGCUAUCACAUCAGGGAUGCUUAUAUGCAAGGUCAGCUGGGGUUCCGCCCUCUUUGUUUAUGGUGCAGUCGGAGUCUUGUGGUCACUCAUUUGGUUGUGUGCCAUUCAUGAUAGUCCUGCGUCGUGUCCAGGUAUCAGCGACAGGGAGAAAGAACUGUUCAGAAGUGAAGGACACCAUUCCAGGCCUGGCUCAAAUAUCCAUUUCCAUGUUUGUUGCAUAUUGGCACUGACGUUAAGACUCGAAGAAAUCUAUGAAAAUAUUGGGAUUUGGUCGUCAAUUCCGCACGUAAUGAUGACUGUAGUGGUGGUGAGUGGGGGAUUUACUGUAGACGCACUCAUCAAACGUAAAAUUGUAUCAACAACAAUAGCCAGGAAAACAGCUGAAACCAUUGGGUUUGGCGUGGAAUCUGGCUGCCUUCUAGCUUUAGGUUUGGCACCUCACUUAUCCAAGGGGGCGGGUAUAGCAAUAUUGUGUGUAGGAGUUGGGGUCAGUGGAAUAGCCAUAUCAGGUUACCAGGUGAAUCCGCUGGAUCUGGCCCCCAGGUAUGCAAGCGUGUUAACAGGAAUUGCCAGACUGGGAACCAUUGGAUCAGUUAUUAGUACCGUUAUAGCCGAACAACUGCCGGGAAGGACACAUAAGCCAAGCGACUGGAAAAUUGUUUUCAUAGUCGCCGGAUCCCUUCAUCUAGCUGGUGUACUGUAUUAUUUGGUGUUUGCUUCCGGAAAACGACAGACGUGGGCAGGUGACGACCUAACGCUCUCUGUAGAACAUCGCGGUCAUAUGCAGAACGUGGUCGAGGAGAACGCUGCUGGGUACGACUCGGACGAUGAGAAGGAGUCACUGUUGUCAAAAAGUCUACGAGUUGAGAGGCUAGCAGACGAUAGCGAUGAAUACGAAGAACCAUCAUGGUUCAUGAACACUAUAUAGAAGCCAUCAUCAUGGUUCAUGAACACUAUAUAGAAUCCAUCAUCAUGGUUCAUGAACACUAUAUAGAAUCCACCAUCAUGGUCCAUGAACACUAUAUAGAAUACCGCUACCUUGAUGAUAGAGUGUUUCUAUAUUAUUUGUACACUGUUUAUAGUUUAUGAAAAAUAUAAUAUGAGGUUAUUUAACAGUGUUGAGUACAACACUGAAUUCUGUUGGACGAGUUCAAAACAGUAGUAACAUGUCAAACCAGUAAAUCAAAAAAAGUCCCUACUGGAAACUUAACUUUAGAAAAUUGAUUUGAUAACUUGUCAAGGUUACACUCUACCAAUUCAAGUCCUUAUUUAUUUCAUAUUAAUAACAAAACAUUCAGACCUCAUUUUCAGCACUUUAGAGCAUUUCAAUGAUAUGAAAACCAUAUAUGGUCAUUUAGUAUAACAUGUCUUCUUAUCAAAAACAAAAAAAUAUUGACAUGUUAUGUUGAAUAUAAGAAAAAUAAUCUGUUCUGAGAAACAUCACCCUCUAGAAAUGCCCCCAUGAAAACAGCCGUUUAGCAGUUACGCGUAGGUAGACAUUUUUCGCAAAGAAUAAAACUUAUUCCAAGAAAUUUACAAUGAAAAUGGUCUAGAUCUAUUCUCAAUACUAUAAGCAAUAAACAUAAGCCAAAAAUUUAACUGUCACCUCCUCAUGUCACUCAUUAUACCAGAUUUCAUCCAUAGCAUGGAACUACAUUUUGGACUACUUCACAUGUAACACUGAGUAGUCACUUCCGGUUUGGUGUAAUCCGUCCUCAACGGACUAUCUGAUACUAGUAAGUAAUAUUGUCACCAAUGACGCGUUUAAUUACCCAGUCCGACUAUCACUUCAUUAUGUAUUUAUUUAUACGUAAUACAGGGGUGGGAAUUAUGCCAGAUCGUAUUUUAUAUAUCUGGAUUUCACAGCGUGUUAUAACAUUUAGAAGUAUAUAUGUAUAUAGUUUUGAAUAUAGUGUCACUGGCGAUUUUUUUAACAAUUAUCUUUUGAAAUAUUGUGUUACAUUAUGUUUUAAUAGAAUAUGGGAUCAGUC